CAGAGGAGAGUCGAUGGGUGCCAUACUGCGGAGUGUCCUGUUGGUGGUUUCAGCUGUGUCUUGGAUGACAGUUACUGGUUAUAAAAAUGGAAAAGUGACACAAGCCUGCAAGAGCAUGAUGCCAGAACAUGGUACCCAUCCCAGUCCCAAUACCAGCGCCUACAAUAUCAUCGUGGAUACGACUACGUUCAGUCCUGGUGAUCAGAUUAAAGUAACACUCGCUUCAUCUAUGCCGGGUGCCAAGUACUUCGAAGGUUUCCUGAUCGAAGCUCGGGAUGCAGGAAAUCUCAAUAGCAAUGCAGUGGGAUCCUUCACCCUUAUCGAUUCCGUAGUUUCACAGCUCUUGAAUUGUGACCACACACAGGGAUCAGCCGUCAGCCACACAAGUGACAAAAGGUUGCAGGAAAUUCAUGUGUUGUGGAAUGCACCAAAAGAUGCACCACCCAGCGUGCAGUUCCUGGCGACCGUGGUUCAGCACUACAGUAUCUUCUGGGUAAAAAUCCCGGGGCCAGUCGUAUCACAGAGAGGUGUCAGUCCCAUCCCUCCCCACCCCACAACGAGGACCACCACUGCAAAAACCACCACGCCCUCCAUACUCCCCGAGCCGUUCAGCUCAGAUGGUUGUGGCAACUGGAAGUCAUGCCUCCAGGACCCAGUGAGAUGCGAUCCGAAGAUAGAUCCCAAGUGCUUCUUCCUGUCUUUCACCACAGAGGGCCAGAGUGUGAUAUUUGAGCUCAGCGGGCCGGCGGAGGGAUACGUGUCCUUUGCCCUAUCGCUGGAUAAGUGGAUGGGGAAUGAUGAUGUGUACCUGUGCGUGAAGGACUCUGACCGUGUAGCUGUCCAAGAAGCAUACGUUGCAGGCCGGACACACCCGGAGGUUGAUUCAGGGAGUGUGCUGACAGACGUGGCGUGGAGGUUGGCCGGCGGAGUCAUCCAGUGCCGUUUCCGCAGAAAUGUCCGCACCCCCCAGGAACCUCGCAGAUUCAACCUGGACAGGAGUUACUACCUGUUCAUGGCGCAUGGCAGAGCAGAGCACGGUUCCAUCCAUAGACAUGACCGCCAGCCCCUGAUUUCGACCAAUCAGAAAGCAAUUACCGGUCCAGCCGAGAACCUUAGUGGUUCACGCUCUCCGCUGAUAAUGAAAUUUCAUGGUGCCUUUAUGCUUAUUGCAUGGGUGACAGCAGCCAGCACUGGUGUCCUUAUUGCACGGUACUUCAAGCCUGACUGGCAGGAUCAAACCAUAUUUGGCCAAAAGGUUUGGUUUCAGGUGCAUCGUGGUGUGAUGACCCUGGCUGUCCUGCUGACCUGUGCUGGCUUUGUGUUGCCCUUUAUCUACAGAGGAGGCUGGAGCCGGCGGGCGGGGGCUCACCCUUACCUGGGUUGUACAGUCAUGGUUCUAGCUGUCCUGCAGCCUCUGAUGGCCUUCUUCAGACCUCUUCCAGACUCCCCGUGGAGAUUCAUAUUUAACUGGAUGCAUAUGGGUGCUGGGACUACUGCAAAGAUAAUAGCUGUGGCAGCGAUGUUCCUGGGAAUCUGUCAGCAGGCCCUGGUGCUGCCCACACCCUGGUCCACAGGGAUCCUUGCAGGGGUUAUAGUUUGGGAUGCUGCGGCUUUUCUGCUGUUGGAACUUCACAAAAGAGGGCUUCUAAGAACAGGGAAGACUCCCUGUGAAGAUCAGGAUAUAAUCCUUUCAGAGUCUUCCGAGGGGGACAGCCAGGUUGCCAGGUUUAAACAGGUGGUGUUAGUGCUCUUCAUCGCUGGGAACAUGGGAUUCCUGAUUGCACUCCUAUACUCCAUAAACAGUGUGUGA
This is a messenger RNA of Megalops cyprinoides (Indo-Pacific tarpon), 1810 nucleotides long. RefSeq names its product ferric-chelate reductase 1a (gene frrs1a). The record is from RefSeq and is a predicted model, not a curated record. NCBI's taxonomy places the organism in Eukaryota, Metazoa, Chordata, Actinopteri, Elopiformes, Megalopidae. The coding region runs from base 14 to 1810 and encodes 598 amino acids. Gene Ontology annotation, molecular function: oxidoreductase activity, acting on metal ions. The transcript has 16 exons.